This is a messenger RNA of Mizuhopecten yessoensis (Yesso scallop), 3242 nucleotides long. RefSeq lists its product as uncharacterized. NCBI's taxonomy places the organism in Eukaryota, Metazoa, Mollusca, Bivalvia, Pectinida, Pectinidae. The transcript has 17 exons. The record is from RefSeq and is a predicted model, not a curated record. The annotation marks the transcript as partial.
UGAUGACCAACCAUAUAUCUACAAAGAUGCUGUUUUCAUCUCCCCACACAAGUUUGUUGGAGGAGUGUCCACUCCAGGUAUUUUGGUAGCUAAAAAGAAUCUGUUCCACAACAUUGUACCAGACAAGUGUGGCGGUGGGUCUGUGUUCUAUGUGAGAAGGGAUGGACAUCGGUACCUACAGGAACCUGAACUGAAGGAAGAGGGAGGUACGCCUGCUAUUGUUGAAUCAAUCCGAGCAGGACUUGUGUUCCAGCUGAAGGAGGCUGUCACUUCUGACACCAUUACAACACUGGAACACGAGUUGUACAGGAAAGCAUACGAAGCCUGGAGUAAGUGUGACAACUUGGUGUUACUAGGAAACCAUAGCAACAGCAGUAACAGACUACCUAUCUUCUCCUUCCUCGUCUACCAUCCGGUCGGUGGUCGCUUCCUCCACCACAACUACGUGGCUGCUAUCCUUAACGACCUGUUUGGUAUACAAGCAAGAGGAGGAUGUGCUUGUGCAGGGCCUUAUGCAAUGGACUUACUUGGUUUGGAUGAGAAAACGGCAUCUGAGAUUGAAGACUUACUCGCAGAGGACAACAGAUUAGAUAGGACUCAUCUUCGGCGCUAUCGCGAGUAUUCACCUCGUGAAAUCAUCAGACCAGGCUUCGUGAGAAUCAACCUACCUUACUUUCUACAAAAAGACACCCUUCAGUUUGUCAUUGAGGCCGUCAAGUUGACUGCACAACACUGUUGGAAGUUGCUACCUCAGUAUAUGUUUAAUCCGGAAACUGGGGAAUGGCGACAGAAAAAUUUCCAGGUGUUCAAAGACAGAAAAUGGCUUGGUCAUAUCCAGUACAACUCUGGUGAGAUGAAGUACAAGGUGCCCCCACCUAUAGUAAAGGGUCCAUUACCCACAGACUACCAGGACUGUGUACAGAAGGCCCGAAAUCUUUUCAGCCAAGCAGAAAAGACAAAAUACCAACUUGCAGACCACAGACAGAUGUUUGAUGAGCAGUCCCAGAAAUACAGGUGGUUCUUAUUACCAAGUGAAGCAGCCCAAUGUCUGGAUGGUCAUUCAGCAUCACCAACAGAUAAGACCUUUGUUCUACCAUUUUGUCCUCCAGCUAUUCGGACACGUGUAGGGUUGUCUCCCUUUGUGUGUGGUGGACAUACAGAGGAGUGUGAUGGUGUCAAUAGGGAAGGACCUGUUUGUCCAGUCAGUAGGCAGGAAUGUUCCCCUAGGCUCACAACUACUGCAUUUGGGGGCAGCUUGAUCAAAGCACUUAACCAAGGUUUUGACUUCAACAAAGAUGGUGCUGGAACUGAGACAUAUGAGGUGGGUGCAGGCAUGCCUCAGGAGGAAAGGGUCACAGACAAUGCCCAGGAGAAAAGGGAAACAAGCAAACCCAAGGCGGAAAGAGUUAUAAUCAGGCCAAAGGAAAUAGGGGCUGAAGAGUUUAACAUUCAGGAAACAAAUGUAUGUUCAAUGGCAAAGCGCCGAAAAAUAGCAGAUUGUUCUGGUGUAGGUGGGGAUAUGGAGAGUUCUAACCUAAUCACUGCUAAAUCCAACACCGAUAGCAAUAACUUCAUUAUAAAGGAUACAAAGGGGUCACAUGAUACAGGGAGAACACAGGAUACAGCGAGAUCACAGGAUACAGGGAGAUCACAGGAUACAGGGAGAUCACAGGAUACAGGGAGAACACAGGAUACAGGGAGAUCACAGGAUACAGCGAGAACACAGGAUACAGCGAGAACACAGGAUACAGCGAGAUCACAGGAUACAGGGAGAUCACAGGAUACAGGUAGAUCACAGGAUACAGCGAGAUCACAGGAUACAGGAAGGUCAGAUGAUACAGGGGGGUCACAGGAAACAGGAAGGUCACAGGAGACAGGAAGGUCACAGGAGACAGGAAGGUUACAGGAGACAGGAAGGUCACAGGAGACAGGAAGGUUACAGGAGACAGGAAGGUCAGAUGAUACAGGGGGGUCACAGGAAACAGGAAGGUCACAGGAUACAGGGGGGUCACAGGAGACAGGAAGGUCAGAGGAGACACACAGAUCCAUAGGUAGUAACAGGAAAGCACUCAAACAGAUGGAAAGGAAAAAGAAAAGUGGCUGGUUUUCUCCUCCUAAAGUCAUAUUUACACCUUUCCUGAAGGCAGUGACAGAUUUAGAGAUGAUACAGAACGGGGAUAAGGUCCUUGUAUGUCUCUCUGGUGGCAAAGACUCCCUCAGCUUGCUUCAUACCAUACAACAGUACCAGUUCUACUGUAGAGGCAAGGGCUUGAAGUUUGAGUUUGGAGCAGUAACUGUUGACCCCCAGACACCGUCGUACGACCCCCGGCCACUGAAGGGCUAUCUGGCAGGUCUUGGAGUACCCUACUUCUAUGAGAGCCAGUGUAUCAUGGAGGCUGCCCAGAACCUUGACUACGAAUGUACAUCCAUUUGUAGCUUUUGUAGUCGUAUGAAGAGAGGCCGAAUCUACGCCUGUGCUCGCCGAGAACAGUACAAUGUCCUAGCUCUGGGGCAACACCUCGACGAUUUGAGUGAAAGUUUCCUGAUGUCUGUCUUCCACAAUGGCCUACUACGUACAAUGAAGGCACACUAUACUGUAGAUGAUGGAGAUCUACGUGUGAUUCGUCCUUUCGUGUACGUCAGGGAAAAAGACCUCCGGUUGUUUGCUGAACAGAACAAGCUGCCUGUAAUAGCAGAGAACUGUCCUGCCUGCUUCGAGUCCCCCAAGGAGAGACACCGAAUCAAACAACUGCUGGCUGCCCAGGAAAUCCUGCACCCCCACCUUUUCCACAGCCUCAUGUCGGCCCUCAAACCUCUGAUGGCUAUCAACAAAACCAAUAUCAAUGUCUCUGAAUUGUUCAAAUCAGAACUGUCUAGCCAGAAUGACAUUGACAUUUAACAUUAGUGGAAGUAUAGCGCACAACAGAAAUAAACAUGAGAAAGUUUCAGAUAAACAGUGUUACCUGGAGUCAGUGAUACUAUACAUUGUUACCUGGAGUCAGUGUUACUGUACAUUGUUACCCAGAGUCAAUGUUACUGUACAUUGUUACCUGGAGUCAAUUUUACUAUACAUUGUUACCUUGAGUCAAUGUUACUAUAAAUUGUUACCUGAAGUCAAUGUUACUAUACAUUGUAACCUUGAGUCAGUGUUAAUGUACAUUGGGUCAAUGUUACUAUACAUUGUUACCUGGAGUCAAUGUUACUGUACAUUGUUUCCCGGAGUCAAUGUUACUGUACAUUGU